Penaeus indicus is the source of this 414-nucleotide messenger RNA. RefSeq names its product prespore vesicle protein-like. The record is from RefSeq and is a predicted model, not a curated record. The transcript has a single exon. Bases 1 to 414 code for a protein of 137 amino acids. Lineage: Eukaryota; Metazoa; Arthropoda; Malacostraca; Decapoda; Penaeidae.
AUGUCAAGCAGCAGACAGUCAGACAGCAGGAUUCAGCACGCAUCAGCAGCAGAGCAACACAGCGGGCAGGGAGAAGCAGCAUCUCAGCGGCAGCACGCAGCAGCAGACAUCAGCAAGAACAGCAGCACAGCAGCAGAUCAGCAGCAGCUACAGCAGACAGCAGAGCAGUCGAGGGCAGUCAGCAGGCAGCCAGCCCAGGCAAACCAGUCAGAGCAGCAGCACCAGCAUGCAGACAUGGUCGAGCAGCAGCAGUCAGCAGCAGGCAGCAUGCAGCCGCAGCAGCACACAGUCUCAACAGUCAGCCUCCACAGCAUGGCAGUCCAGUCAGCAGCGCAGCAUCAAGCAUCCGAGCAGCUAGCAGACAGACAGCAGCAGCGCAGCAGCAGCCCCCAGCAGCAGUCAGCAGCAGCCUAG